Molecule: messenger RNA, 1215 nt
Organism: Aspergillus calidoustus
Lineage: Eukaryota; Fungi; Ascomycota; Eurotiomycetes; Eurotiales; Aspergillaceae
Source: the annotation of a GenBank genome assembly
AUGUAUCACCACUACUCUAGUCCACCUCCCGGGUGGUCCUCCUUCGACUACAUGAACUCGCCUCCUACCUCGCCUCACUACGCCUACUACGCAUCGCAGUUCACCAACCCCUUCGGCACCCCGCAAGGCACCCCCAAGCGACACGCCCGCAAGGCCAGCUACGCUGCUCCCCCCAGCAAAGAUGCAGGAGCGUGGCACUCCGGAUACAGCCAUGGUUUCUACGGCGCAAUGCCCGAUUUUGGCACCCCGUCAAAGCCCGAAAAUGUAAGUGCCUUUUUCAAUGGCAUUCCGUCAGCCUAUCGGCGUCGCAAAACCAUGUCCGGUGCUGCAGCAGCUGCUCACACCGGCAUCUAUGACUAUGGUGCUGCUGGUCCUCGACCGCAGCAGUCAUCCCGGAAACGAUCUAUCUUUGUGGAUGUGGUCGAUGAUGGAUACGAUGAUAUGCCUCGAUACGCCUCGCGCGAGGAACCGAACAAAUCCCGGCGACGCCCGUCGGCGUCGCACCGGAAGCCAAAGCCAGCCACUGAUCCUUUCUUUUCCUCUACCCAGGUCCCUGCCUAUGACGACGCUGAUGCUGCCAAACGGUCGCGCGCCCGCCGUCAAUCCACAUCCACCCGGAACCCCGCCAAACCCAAGCCAGCCACUGCCUCCAAGCCGCCACCGAAGGCCACCGAAGAGGACGCCGCCGCCGCAGGAAUCCCGCCAGGCUAUUCGAUCAAGAACUGGGACCCAACGGAGGCGCCAAUCAUCCUGCUCGGAAGUGUGUUUGACGCCAACUCUCUCGGCAAGUGGAUCUACGACUGGACGAUAUUCCACCACGGCGCCUCAACCCCAAUGGCCGAUGUCGCGGGCGAACUCUGGCUGUUGCUGAUCAAACUUGCUGGUAAGGUGAAGCGGGCGGACGACUGUGUGGACCGGAUCAAGGAUCGUGAGUCUCAAGAAACCGUCGAGGACUUUUUGGAGAGCGGGCGGCGCCUCUGGAGGCGGUUCGCCAAGCUGCUCAAAACAUGCGAGCAGUUCAUGUGGAAGGCUGCUAAGCGCGAGGGACGCGGCUCGGUGUCGAUGGGCCGCAACGCGGGCUGUGAAUUCGUUGAGUCGAUCUUUGGUCGCGACCGCGAAUUGGAGAACACGGAGAAGCUGAUGAACAGCAUCCGUGUGUGGAACAUGCGAUUCGACGCCAACUGCGACGAAAUCUUGCGAAAGCGCACUGCCUAG